Molecule: messenger RNA, 1227 nt
Organism: Ceratitis capitata (Mediterranean fruit fly)
Lineage: Eukaryota; Metazoa; Arthropoda; Insecta; Diptera; Tephritidae
Product: cathepsin L1
Exons: 4
Coding region: 95-1162 (355 amino acids)
Cellular component (GO): lysosome
Molecular function (GO): cysteine-type endopeptidase activity
Source: RefSeq, a predicted model, not a curated record
AUCAUUAGUAACGUGACUACUGUAGCGCCAACACCUUCAACUACUCGUUCCGACUACUAAUCUCCGCAACUACCGGUUAUUUUUAUUAGAUAAAAUGCGCUUUUUUGUCGCCACGAUGUGGCUAUUGCCACUCUUCUUCGCCUUUUCCACGGCACAGCGCGGUUUUAAUCCUUUCGGCAGAAUUCCUGAUCCUGUGCAAGCAGCCGUUAAUACUUUUAACAGUUUCACAAACUCUAUUCCGAAGGUUGAUGCUCAAAGUUAUGGAGAUUUUUUGGCACAAACUGGCAAGGACUUAGUCGAUAGCGCACGUGAAGCUAUAUUUUUGGAUCACAAAAAAUUGGUUGAAAAUGUCAAUGCGGGAUCGUCGGGCUUCAAGUGUGUACUCAACGCUUUUUCCGAUUUAACUAAAUUGGAAUUUUUACAGAGACUCACGGGUAACAAGAAAUCAGCUAGUGGCGAAUCAAAGGCCAGCGCAAAUCGUCAAGAGGCUGUACCACCGACCACAAAAGUGCCAAAUGCUGUUGAUUGGCGUCAAAAAGGUGGCGUUACGCCAGUAAAAUAUCAAGGUGAAUGCGGCUCAUGUUGGGCUUUUGCCACCACCGGUGCUAUUGAGGGUCAUAUUUUCCGUAGUACUGGCAAAUUGCCAGUGCUAUCCGAACAAAAUCUGAUCGAUUGUGGGACCGUAGAUUUCGGUUUAGCCGGUUGUGAUGGUGGUUAUCAGGAAUAUGCCUUCGCUUUUAUCAAGGACGAACAGAAGGGUUUAGCACCUGGCGGCUCAUAUCCAUAUUUGGAUAAGAAAGACACAUGCAAAUACAGUCCGGCUAGUAAGGCAGCAGAAGUGAAAGGUUUUGCUGCGAUCAAACCGAAAGAUGAGAAAACUAUGAAGGAAAUUGUUGGUACCUUGGGCCCCUUGGCUUGUUCGGUGAAUGCUUUGGAAACACUUUUACUCUACAAAGAAGGCAUUUACGAUGAUGCAGAAUGCAAUAAAGGCGAAGUGAAUCAUGCUGUGCUCGUGGUGGGCUAUGGCAGUGAGAAAGGCAAGGAUUAUUGGAUUGUGAAGAAUUCAUGGGACAAGAAUUGGGGCGAAGAUGGCUACUUUAGAUUGCCACGUGGCAGUAAUUUCUGUGGUAUCGCCGAGGAAUGCAGUUAUCCACUUGUUUGAAGUUUUUAUAUUAGUUGAAUGUACACUGCUACAAAGAAUAAAUGAAAGUUGAAUAUAUUUUGGAA